AUGUUCACUCUACCAGCCGUUGUAAUUCUCCUCAGCGGGAUCUUUAAUCGAGUUUCCCACGCAUCCGCCGUGAGACGUCAAGACGCCUUUCUCCAACAAUACGAGACCCAGGCGACACAGCUGCUCGAGAAAGUCUCGCGUGGCAUCCAGUGCCACAAAAGACUACACGAGUGUGACGCAUCUCACGACGCUGUCUCCCUCCAUCUCCGAGAUGCCCGCAACACGGCUCAGCAGCCCAACUUCCCCGUAGACAAGCUCCACGAUCAAAAGCUACCUGACGUGUUGGACACACGGGAGACCCAACAGGGAGAAUACACGGAGAACUUGCAUACGCAGCUUAAGCAGCUCAGUGAAACCGCCGCCGCCUCCAAGGCGUAUCAGGCUGGGAUAGCUGCAGCAACUAAAGUCGCCGAGGAACUCAAGAAGCAGGCCAAGGACCGACAGAUCGACGUUUCAAAUGAAGUCGCCGGUGCCACGGAGGCUCUAGACGAGGCCGUGACCACGGCGUCCAGCACCCUGCAGCAAGUUUCGAAUACGCCAUUGCAGCAGGUGGCUGUUAGCCAGCUGACGCAGCUACGAACCGCCGUCACGACAGCUACAAACAAGCUGCUGUCGGCGAGCGAACGUGUAGAUGGCAUGGCGGCCCAACUUGCCAACGUUCCGGAAGCUGAGGCGGCAGAGGCCCAGGCGAUUGCCCAGACACAUAAUGCUGCAUUCGACCAGGCUAACACUACCUUGAGUGAGGUCGUAGAUGGUUACACGGCGCUGAGAGAUUCCAUUAUUUCCCAGAUUUAG
Messenger RNA from Metarhizium acridum CQMa 102, 795 nucleotides. NCBI's taxonomy places the organism in Eukaryota, Fungi, Ascomycota, Sordariomycetes, Hypocreales, Clavicipitaceae. The record is from RefSeq and is a predicted model, not a curated record.